Drosophila serrata is the source of this 1551-nucleotide messenger RNA. Its product is annotated as adenylyl cyclase X E-like. Gene Ontology annotation, molecular function: adenylate cyclase activity. Gene Ontology annotation, biological process: intracellular signal transduction; adenylate cyclase-activating G protein-coupled receptor signaling pathway; cyclic nucleotide biosynthetic process. Gene Ontology annotation, cellular component: plasma membrane. NCBI's taxonomy places the organism in Eukaryota, Metazoa, Arthropoda, Insecta, Diptera, Drosophilidae. The record is from RefSeq and is a predicted model, not a curated record.
UCUUAUCAAACAAAUACAUUGGGCAAUAUAUUUUUUAUGUCAGCAGACCAUUGACAAUGUAAUCAACCCUUGAGCAAAACAAACACAUAUUUACUGAUUCAAGAAUCUUGUUGUGAGAUGGAAUUCCAUCGCUUCAAAACCCGCGGCAGGAGGCGAAGGAGGACAUGCACGCUCGACUAUGACAAGGAGCGCGUUUGGGAACCAAGCUAUCUGAGGGCCAGAUGUAAGGAGCUUCACCUGGAGGAGGAGUACAAGUGGUAUCAGGUGCGUCUAAUGACCAGUUACCUGGGAGUCUUCUUUCUUCUGCAUAUGGCUGUCUCCGCAAGCUCUGUGGCAAUCCUGUUGCUAUUGACCGAUCACACGUAUCGCAUCUAUCCCGAUGUGGCUUUAAUUAUAAUCAAUGCCUUUUUAUUGCCCCUUGUGCUGAGCAUCAAUUUAUUCGAGGACAUUGUGCGGCGACACAGAUGGGUAUUGGUGUUGUCGUCGGUUCUGGCUACAUUUUGUUUAAUAGGGGCAGAUUUGGGAUUGGUCACUUAUCAUUAUGUAGCUCACGAUUGGCCCCUUAAUUCGUCUAUGGACAUUUACGCCCUUUGUAUGAUCUACAUGUUCCUGCCGAUUCCAUCCGUGAGAGUGGCUGCUCUCCUUGGUUUCAUUGUCAGUGUCCUGUAUGUGGCGUACUAUAUGAAAGUGCUCGCGUUUCUUGCGGUGUACGCCGGUCGCGACAUUCAAAACUAUGAAAGGAUAACAGUGGACAUCUUACAUUAUUUCGGCUUCACCAUGAUGGGCGUAUUCUUUCGUCUCAUGAACGACACCAUGGUUCGGGCGUCCUUCCUUGACCGCUACCAGUUCAUCAUGGAGGAGAUCUGGUUGCGCCACGCCCUGCUCCAGGAAUCGAUGCUGCUGGACAAUACCUUGCCGCCACAGAUCGCCAAGCCAUAUCAGGAGAGCAUUAGAAACAAGAUCACACAGUUGGAUAGCGAAUUGAAGUUCAAGUCCUGGGGGAACUAUGGGAGCAGCAUGGCCAUCCAGAUGCAUUCCGAGGUUAGCAUUCUGUACGCGGACGUGGUGAACUACACCUACCUGACCACGACCCUGUCAGUGGAGACCCUGGUGAAGGUGUUGCACGAUCUCUACGGUCGAUUUGACAUGGCUGCCGCUACCUACAAGGUCCAGAGGAUCAAGUUCCUGGGCGACUGCUACUACUGUGUAGCCGGUCUCGAGGACCCUGACCCGGAUCAUGCACAAAACACCGUUGCCCUGGGCCUUGCCAUGAUUUUCAACAUCCAGGAAGUGCGGGCCGAACGGGAACUGGACAUCGAUAUGCGCAUUGGAGUCCACUCGGGAAGUCUCUUUGCCGGGAUCAUUGGACAGGUAAAGCUGCAGUUUGACAUAUGGGUGAUCAUUUUGCAGGAGCUGAUGUGGACAUUGCUAAUCACUUGGAGGCCACUGGGGUACCGGGCUCCGUCCACAUCAGUGGCCGGACUCUGAGCAUGCUAAAUGCGUCUCAGUACACAAUAUUGCCAGGCACAAAGAUGGCCCAGGAAGAUCCGG